Messenger RNA from Rhinolophus ferrumequinum (greater horseshoe bat), 6734 nucleotides. It is a transcript of the gene EDEM3, whose product is annotated as ER degradation enhancing alpha-mannosidase like protein 3. Gene Ontology annotation, molecular function: mannosyl-oligosaccharide 1,2-alpha-mannosidase activity; calcium ion binding. Gene Ontology annotation, biological process: carbohydrate metabolic process; mannose trimming involved in glycoprotein ERAD pathway; endoplasmic reticulum mannose trimming. The record is from RefSeq and is a predicted model, not a curated record. Bases 221 to 3073 code for a protein of 950 amino acids. Lineage: Eukaryota; Metazoa; Chordata; Mammalia; Chiroptera; Rhinolophidae. Gene Ontology annotation, cellular component: endoplasmic reticulum; membrane. The transcript is spliced from 21 exons.
GCCGGGGGAGGCGCUCCCGGCUGCUGAGGGCGGAGGGCGGUGGCAGCACUGGCGCUGGGGACCGGCUCCGUGGCUUCGGGAAACAGUUGGGCGACGGCGGCCGCUCGCUUUGCUCCGUCUCCCGCCCUGGGCACGGCUCGCAGCCCUCUUGCCACCGGCGUCCGGCAAUGUGUUCCACAGGCCGGGCGUAGCAGCUGCGCGUGCGCGGAACCGCGGGGCCAUGAGCAAAGCCGGCGGCGGCCGGGGCUGCGGGUCCUUGGUCCCCCAGCGAGCGCCAUGGAGCCUGGUGGCAGCGACGGCCGCACUCUGCCUGGUGUCGGCCACGUCCGUGGGGACGGCGGGGGCGGCGCCCAUGAGUAGGGAGGAGAAACAGAAGCUUGGGAAUCAAGUACUGGAAAUGUUUGAUCAUGCUUAUGGUAACUAUAUGGAACAUGCUUACCCAGCUGAUGAACUCAUGCCUUUAACCUGCAGAGGUCGUGUCAGAGGCCAGGAGCCAAGUCGGGGCGAUGUUGACGAUGCCUUGGGAAAAUUUUCCCUGACUCUGAUUGAUUCUUUGGACACUCUUGUGGUAUUAAAUAAAACUAAAGAAUUUGAAGAUGCGGUGAGAAAAGUUUUAAGAGAUGUUAAUUUAGAUAAUGAUGUAGUUGUAUCAGUCUUUGAAACAAACAUCAGAGUUCUUGGAGGUCUUUUGGGUGGACACUCAUUGGCAAUCAUGCUCAAAGAAAAAGGGGAGUACAUGCAGUGGUACAAUGAUGAACUUCUUCAAAUGGCAAAGCAAUUGGGUUACAAACUUUUACCAGCAUUCAAUACUACCAGUGGCCUUCCUUAUCCAAGAAUUAAUUUAAAGUUCGGUAUCAGAAAACCAGAAGCUCGGACAGGCACUGAGACCGAUACCUGUACAGCGUGUGCAGGUACCUUGAUCCUUGAGUUUGCUGCUUUAAGUCGAUUCACAGGAGCAACAAUAUUUGAGGAAUAUGCAAGAAAAGCUCUUGAUUUUCUCUGGGAAAAAAGACAGCGAAGUAGUAAUUUAGUGGGUGUGACUAUAAAUAUUCAUACUGGCGAUUGGGUACGAAAAGAUAGUGGAGUUGGAGCAGGCAUUGAUUCCUAUUAUGAAUAUCUAUUGAAAGCCUAUGUCUUGCUUGGAGAUGACAGUUUUCUGGAAAGAUUUAAUACACACUAUGAUGCCAUCAUGCGGUACAUCAGCCAGCCACCUCUCCUACUCGAUGUGCAUAUCCACAAGCCGAUGCUGAAUGCGCGCACGUGGAUGGAUGCUUUGCUUGCCUUUUUUCCAGGUUUGCAGGUCUUAAAGGGGGAUAUUAGGCCUGCUAUUGAAACUCAUGAAAUGUUGUAUCAGGUGAUUAAAAAACACAAUUUUCUACCAGAGGCAUUUACCACAGAUUUCAGGGUACAUUGGGCUCAACAUCCUUUAAGGCCAGAAUUUGCAGAAAGUACCUACUUCUUAUAUAAAGCUACAGGAGACCCUUACUACCUUGAAGUAGGGAAAACACUUAUUGAAAAUUUAAAUAAAUAUGCUAGAGUGCCUUGCGGAUUUGCUGCCAUGAAGGAUGUUCGUACUGGAAGUCACGAGGACAGAAUGGAUUCCUUCUUCUUGGCUGAAAUGUUUAAAUAUCUUUACCUGUUAUUUGCGGAUAAAGAAGACAUUAUUUUUGACAUAGAAGAUUACAUCUUCACAACCGAAGCUCACCUGUUACCUCUUUGGCUCUCUACUACAAAUCAAAGCGUCUCUAGGAAGAACACAACUUCAGAAUACACAGAACUGGAUGACAGUAAUUUUGAUUGGACUUGUCCAAAUACUCAGAUUCUCUUCCCUAAUGACCCAUUGUAUGCGCAGAGCAUUCGUGAACCCUUGAAAAAUGUGGUGGAUAAGAGCUGUCCUAGAGGGAUUAUCAGAGUAGAGGAGAGUUUCAGGAGUGGAGCUAAACCCCCUCUGAGAGCCAGAGAUUUCAUGGCCACUAACCCUGAGCAUUUAGAAAUCUUGAAGAAGAUGGGGGUGAGUUUGAUUCACCUCAAAGAUGGGAGAGUCCAGUUGGUUCAACAUGCAAUCCAAGCUGCUAGUUCAAUUGACGCUGAAGAUGGGUUGAGGUUCAUGCAGGAGAUGAUUGAAUUGUCGAGUCAGCAACAAAAAGAACAGCAGCUCCCUCCACGAGCUGUACAGAUUGUGUCCCACCCGUUUUUUGGCAGGGUCGUACUGACAGCUGGGCCAGCUCAGUUUGGGCUAGAUCUGUCUAAGCAUAAAGAGACAAGAGGAUUUGUUGCAAGCAGUAGACCAUACAAUGGUUGUUCAGAGCUUACCAACCCCGAGGCAGUGAUGGGAAAAAUUGCUUUGAUACAAAGAGGACAGUGCAUGUUUGCAGAAAAGGCACGCAACAUCCAGAAUGCUGGAGCCAUCGGGGGCAUUGUCAUCGAUGACAAUGAGGGGAGCAGCAGUGAUACUGCCCCUCUGUUCCAGAUGGCAGGUGAUGGGAAGGACACAGAUGACAUCAAGAUCCCAAUGCUUUUCUUAUUCAGCAAAGAAGGAAGUAUCAUACUGGAUGCUAUCCGGGAAUAUGAGGAGGUAGAAGUGCUCCUUUCUGACAAAGCGAAAGAUCGAGCAGCAAUAUUAAAAGGUAAAAUGAUUCCAAGCUACAUUAUUAAUAGUAAUCCUGAGAUGGAAAAUGAAGAACAGCCAUCCUCUGAAAAUGACUCUCAGAAUCAGAGUGUGGACCCGGUUGUAUCAGGUUCUCAGGAGGUGGAGUUAGUUGAUCAAGAGUCUUCUGAGGAACGCUCGCUAAACUCUCCGCCGGAAGAAUCAUUAUCUCCCACAGACACGGACGGUGCUGCAAGCGUCUCUCCUUCCGAACAGAAUUCUGAUCCCGUGGAAAACCAUGAGCCUCCCAGCCUUGAUGGUGAAUGCACAGAUUUAGAUAACCAAGUUCAAGAACAGUCAGAAACUGAGGACGAGCCCACUCCCAACGUGAGCUGGGGCAAAAAGGUACAGCCCAUAGACUCCAUAUUAGCAGACUGGAAUGAAGAUAUAGAAGCAUUUGAAAUGAUGGAGAAGGAUGAACUAUGACUCACUGAAGCAUCUCCUGGUAGGUAUUUAAAAAGAAGAGGUAAACUGUGGUUAAUGGACUCCCUCAUACCAAGCAGACUCGCCGGUGGGAGGCGGUAAGCGUGGUGAUGAGCGACCACGUUCUGACGGGGAUGGUUGGCUGGCGUAGGGAUCCAGAGCGUGCCGGGCAGGAUUGACCUUGUUUCAGACCGUCCCACCCAACAGGGAAACGCACAGUUGCCCCCUCAGAUGAGUACAUCACACCACCCGGCAGCGCCUCAGGCCAGGAAAAGCUUGCUGCACGUGCCUAGGAAGCAGAUUUCUGCAGUCUCUGGAUAGACAAGAAACAAAUUCAGUUAAUAGUGGGGUGGGAAAUAGGCAUUUGUAUUGCUUUCUAAUUAAAGGAAGCUCGGCUGUCUUGGUUUUGGGGUUAGAGGCCCUUUUGGGAAACACGAGUGUUGUGGGCAUUCUGGUUGUGCUGCCUUCACAGAAACACUCGAAGUGACCUGAGUGGUUAUGGAGCAAACGCGUUCAUGGGGAAAACUGUCUUUGCUCAUCACUUUCCCUUGCUUUGUUGUGUAACAAAUGAUCAAGAUGGCCUGACUCUUUUCCCCUUAACAAUAUCCUUUUCAUUUAAACCAAAGCUGAAGCCAAUGUACUUUUCUCAGUGAGUUCUCUAUAUAAAUACUAAUCAUUGGGACCAAGUAAAAAGGUCAGAAAAUAUAGUGGAAAUUGGUUACUUAAUAUUUUUGGAAAAUGGAGUAAGGGAGAAACUAGAAUAUAGUUGCAAUAUGAACUUGCCAUUGGGCCUUCCAUAGGGAAAGCUGUGACUACUCUGAAAUGGAACGUAAUGUUAUAUCCUUGUAGGGUAAAUUAUCGUUUUUUUCCAGUUCAUUUUUCUUAGAGGUGAUUACCUCUAGCCAUCAGCCUUACUCCAUGCCAUGUUUAGUAUGCAGUUUGAGCCACAAGGCCCAUAUCGCCAAUAACUGAAUACAUUCUCUUCCAUUUUUCUAUCUUAGGGAGCCUUGAUAAAACUGUGGUAGUGAUCUAAAAAUCCUGGGGUAACUAUUUUUUUUUCUCCUUUAAAACUAUGGUUUCUAAAGUUGUACUUCAGGAGUCUGUCACAUUUUCUGUCAAAGCAUGGUUUUUAAGUUUGCUUUUGCUUUUUUUUUUUUUUAAACAAAUAUUCCUUCUGAUACGCACUUGAAAAUUAGUCUAUGGUAACCUGUGUAAAAAACUUACACAGUAGCAACUAACAUAUAGCCAUAUAGAUGGAUGAGAAUUUUUUUCAUUUUUUUUUUCUUUUUUGUGGCAGGCUGGUGCUGGCCACACUUAAGUUUUAAAAAAACUUUGUUGUUGACAUUUGUAGAUAGCCCUGUAGUUAAAAUCAUGGCUUAACUCAUUUUAUUUAUUUUUGAAAACCUGAAUCAGUCUAAAGGAAUAUUUGUGAGACUUAAUUUCCUUUCUCUUUACUAUGACAUUAUAUAAUAACCUUCUCGUAAAACAGUUUUGAAGUACUGAUGAACUUAAACUGUAUAUGGAGCUGUUAAAAGAACAGCAGUGCUGUAUUGUAGUUAUGUAUAUUCAUGUACAGUAUGUCUUAGAUCCCAGGUAAACAUAUUUUAUAAGGGGAUUAAUAGCUGCUUUAAAAAAAUUCCAGCUAAACUUAAUUGGGUCAGUAAGUAAUAAAUCUAAUAGAGAAGUCACUUUGGGGGGGUGGGAGGGAAAAAUCUUUAUUGGCUCUUAAUUAAACCUGACACCCAAAUGGAUAUUUUUAGUCACUGCAUGUGAAAUUUGGUGUAAGAAGAUAGAACUGUAAUACACAGAGUAUACGAAAGGAUAGAUAGACAUAGUGCUUUGUUCACCUUAAUUGCAAAGCUGCCAAAAUAGCUGAAGCUUAAUUACUUGACUUGCCUUGAUUUAUAGGACUGGGGCUUGGAGAAAGGAGCAGAUGUUCCUCUAAGAUUUUGAUUACAGAAGCCUUAUAUUCAGUGAUUUGAUUUUGUAUUUGUAGCUCAGAGCCAUUGUAGUCUAAAUCUAACUUUUCUAAGUUAUCAAAACAACAUAAUUUUUUUCCACCAAAGAUCUUGUGGCAUACAGUGAAAAGCCAGCUUACUGUCACUCUCCCUUCCUUUGGCCGUUAGGGGGAGUUGUUGCCAUUCAUUGAGGUCUAGAAGCAAAUGAUUCACUGGUUUAGAAAGUGAAUCCUCAAAAAAAAUUAUACUUAACACCCAGUAGGAAUGAAACUUGAUUUUUCCCAUUUAAGGAAAGAAGGUGUAACAUUCAGCUUCAGAACUCCAACAUUGCAAUUGACUCUACGUAUUUCUUAUUUGACAUACUGCCAUGAAGUUGUUUUUGAGUUCAUUAAAAAAUUCCAACAGCAUUAGGUUUUUUUAUGUUUUGUUUUUUUAAUUCCCUUUUAUUAUACAUUUGAUUUACUUCCUAAAGAUUCAGGGGAUCCUAUGAGACCCUGAAUUUUAGAAACAUCUGGUCUACCUCAGUAAAAUGUUGACUGCAUAGAAACAGAGCUGAAGUGGUCACCACAGCCAUAAAAUUGUUUGAAUAAGAAGGAUUUAUACAAUGUUUACAAAUCUGGAAUCAAGUAAGGAUUUUAUCUGAAAGUUAAAAGUUAAAUGUUAGAGCAAAUAUUUAAUUCAGGUAUUUUCAAGUUUUGAAACUUAACUUGUUUACCUACUAAAAAUAGCUGUAGUUUUUCUGCUUAUGAAAGUUCAUUGAAAUGAUAUACCCUAAUUUGCAAUACUUUUACCAUAAAGUUUUAGAUGUGAAAGAAUUGUAAUUUACUAGAUAUGUUAGGGAUGGGAUAUUUUCUUGGGUAGGUUUUUUUGUGUGUUUUUUGUUUCUCUGUUUAACCUUAAUAGGCUUCCAACAAGAAUAGUUGUUUCAGAACAAAUAAUUUUUUGAUAUUAUACUUUUCCCUUUCUUCACAGUAUUAGAGAGUAAAAUGAAAAAUUGUGCACGCUCUGACUUUAAUUUCUCUAAUAUAAUUACUCUCUAAAGAAUUAUUUUUAAUUCUAAUUCCAUCGCACAACGCUUUUUAUAGUAAAACCAGCAUUUGUUCUCUCACCAAACCCCAUGCCAAAUUCAUCAUAAUGAAAGCUCAGCAUCAGUAAUUCAAAUAGUGCUUAUAAUUUUUGGUGGUGGGGGGGAUGUUAGCAACUAUUCCAACCAGUCAUUUUAUGCACAAGGCUUCAGUCAGAACAUAGGAAAAAAAACAUUCUGUGAAUGAAAUAUUGCAUGUUCAGAUUUUAUAAAAGACAUUUUUAAAAGCCCAAUUUACAGCCGUAUAUUUUCUUAUGAUGUAAUUUAUGAAAAAGAUGUCUGUACUAACAGGUGCUGUAACACUACUGUUGUUGGAUUUUAUUGUUUGGUGAUAAAUGUAUACAAUAUUUCUAAGGGAAACUAUGUACUGUGAUGUAAAAGUCUGGGCAAAAUGUAUAUAAUCCUUGUAUAUAAUUGUGUAUUUGAUUAUAAUUACUGAUUGUAAAGAUUUAAUAAAACAUGUAAAUAUUCUGGUCUAGUUUUAAUUUGAAAUUUUAGCAUUAGUUUGCAUAUCUUUAUACUUUGAUAUCCUUUAAAAUUUUUUCACCUCUCUGUCUUCCCUUUAAUUUUCAUUUUACCCCAAUUUACUUGGGAGAACAUCUUAGGGUAUAGAAACACAAAC